Messenger RNA from Fomitopsis serialis, 1254 nucleotides. RefSeq lists its product as uncharacterized. The record is from RefSeq and is a predicted model, not a curated record. Lineage: Eukaryota; Fungi; Basidiomycota; Agaricomycetes; Polyporales; Fomitopsidaceae. The transcript has 3 exons. Bases 295 to 789 code for a protein of 164 amino acids.
UGGCGACGACGCCCCAGCCCGGCACACACUCAGUCUCAUCCAUCCGUGGCCCCAUUGAUUUUCUCGGACGGUCUACUCUGUAACGCUAGUCUGUUGGUCUGGCUCAGCGAUCUCGCUUCCAGCAUCACCCCAAAUGCAAGAUUCCACUACAGCUUCGAUGCCUUCCGCCAUGGCUACCGCACGUAUUAUCGAAGAUCUUGGCAGCAUAUCGUACCCGAAGGAAUCAAGAGCCCCGAGGUCGAGCUCAACGUGAACGCCAAGCGUGGCAAGUUCAGAUACGACCGCGAAUUCCUCAUGCAGUUCAUGGAGAUCUGCCAGGAUAAGCCUGACAACCUCCUGUCACUCGAUGCCAUCGGUCUCGAGCCCUCUGAACAAUCCGCUGGUGUUCCGGUGAGUCGCGGUGGUUCGCAACGGCACUCGUCGUCCGCCAUGGGCCCGCCGCCUCCGAACUUUGCGCGCCAGCUGCAGGGCCUUGGUCUUCCAAAUCUCAAUGGUCCGACUGGCAGCUUCACCAUGGGCAAGUUCGCGACGCCGGGCAUAAAGACCAGCGAGGACUGUUUCAAGGAGGCGAGCAUGGGCCUUCCAGCCUCGAUGGCCGGUGGUCCUCCGGGCGUUGGCACGCAGUUCGGCGCACGACCAUCUCCCAUGGUCCGCUCGUCCAGUCAAGACGGUCCAGCGCGAUUGUCAGCAAGCGUACCAGGAGCAAGCGGGAUGUCGACCGUGGAGAGGCGAACAAGGGUGGUCCGGAUCCGUCCUUUGGUAGUUUGUCGCUCUCGCAGCCUGGUAUGAUGUCUCUCGAGCCGGUGGCGCCGCUCGAGCACUCCACAAAUCGUUGGCAACCUACGAGCCAUAGCAAGAAGCCGCAGCAGGUCGAACCAGACUCGCCGGACGUCGUCGAUCGUAAGGUCCGCGCGCUGCUCAACAAGCUUACGAUGGAGCGCUUUGACUCGAUCUCUGACCAAAUCAUCGCAUGGGCGAAUAAGUCAGAAUACGAGCACGAUGGGCGGACGCUCAUCCAGGUUAUCCGGCUCGUGUUAGGGAAUGCAACAGAUGAGGCAAGGUGGUCGGAGAUGUACGCGCGGUUGUGCCGCAAGAUGAUGGAGCAGAUUAGCCCGAAGGUUCAGGACGAGGGUAUCAAGAACGCAGAGGGUAAACCCAUUGCGGGUGGUCAGCUCUUCCGUAAAUAUCUCCUCAACGGGUGCCAGGAAGACUUCGAGCACGGAUGGGCUGCGAAGGAAAGCACUGCCGCGGCCG